This is a messenger RNA of Sorex araneus (European shrew), 3567 nucleotides long. It is a transcript of the gene IFT56, whose product is annotated as intraflagellar transport 56. The transcript has 18 exons. Bases 116 to 1780 code for a protein of 554 amino acids. NCBI's taxonomy places the organism in Eukaryota, Metazoa, Chordata, Mammalia, Eulipotyphla, Soricidae. Gene Ontology annotation, cellular component: ciliary base; ciliary basal body; intraciliary transport particle B. Gene Ontology annotation, biological process: intraciliary anterograde transport; intraciliary transport involved in cilium assembly. Gene Ontology annotation, molecular function: intraciliary transport particle B binding; protein binding. The record is from RefSeq and is a predicted model, not a curated record.
CCGGCCCUGAGCGGCGUUGCCGUGGAGACGGAGCGAGCGGUGUGGAUGCUGCGCCGCCGGGACGGGGCGACUCUGCUGUCUGUGUGCCCUCGCGGCUCCCAGAACCCACGCCAAGAUGAUGCUCUCCAGGGCCAAGCCCGCCGUGGGCGGAGACCCCGCGCAGGGCGACAAGCGGAAGAAGAAAGGGGGCAAGAUCCCCAAGCUGGAGGAGCUGCUGUCGCAGAGGGACUUCACGGGCGCGAUCACCCUGCUGGAGUUCAAGCGUCAUGUGGGGGAACAAGAAGAGGAUACCAAUUUGUGGAUUGGAUACUGUGCCUUUCACCUCGGUGACUACAAGAGAGCUUUAGAGGAAUACGAAAACGCUGCCAAAGAUGAAAAUUGCAACCCCGAUGUCUGGGUGAACCUGGCCUGCACCUACUUUUUCCUGGGAAUGUAUAAGCAAGCAGAAGUAGCUGGAUUUAAAGCUCCCAAGAGCCGGCUUCAGAACCGCCUUCUCUUCCACUUGGCUCACAAGUUUAAUGAUGAGAAGAAACUAAUGAAUUUUCACCAGAAUCUUCAGGAUAUCACAGAAGAUCAACUCAGUUUGGCUUCGAUCCACUAUAUGCGAUCUCACUACCAGGAAGCUAUUGAUAUUUAUAAGCGGAUCCUGCUAGAUAACAGGGAAUACCUCGCACUCAACGUCUACGUGGCUCUGUGUUACUACAAACUGGACUACUACGAUGUGUCCCAGGAGGUUCUGGCUGUCUACCUGCAGCAGAUCCCCGACAGCACCAUCGCGCUCAACCUGAAGGCCUGCAACCAUUUCCGCCUUUACAACGGCAAAGAAGCUGAGGCAGAACUCAAGAGUUUGCUGGACAAUUCCUCCUCUUCCUUUGAGUUUGCCAAAGAGCUCAUCAAGCACAACCUGGUGGUUUUCCGAGGCGGUAAAGGCGCUUUGCAGGUUUUGCCACCCCUGGUUGAUGUCAUUCCUGAAGCUCGGCUCAACUUGGUCAUUUACUACCUUCGGCAAGAUGAUGUACAGGAAGCGUAUAACCUAAUCAAGGAUCUGGAACCUACUACUCCCCAGGAGUACAUCCUCAAAGGAGUGGUCAAUGCAGCCCUUGGCCAGGAGAUGGGUUCGAGGGACCAUAUGAAAAUCGCACAGCAGUUCUUCCAGCUGGUGGGCGGCUCAGCCAGCGAAUGCGACACCAUUCCAGGGAGGCAGUGCAUGGCUUCGUGUUUCUUCCUGCUGAAGCAAUUUGAUGAUGUGUUGAUCUACCUCAACUCUUUUAAGAGUUACUUCUGCAACGACGACAUCUUUAACUUCAACUACGCCCAAGCCAAGGCCGCCACGGGCAACACCAAGGAGGGGGAGGAAGUUUUCCUCUUAAUCCAGAGCGAGAAGAUGAAAAAUGAUUACGUUUACCUCAGUUGGCUAGCUCGGUGCUACAUCAUGAAUAAGAAACCAAGACUGGCCUGGGAGCUUUAUCUCCAGCUGGAAGCCUCGGGGGAGUCCUUUAGCCUCUUACAGCUCAUUGCCAAUGACUGCUACAAGAUGGGCCAGUUUUACUACGCGGCCAAGGCCUUUGACGUCCUGGAGAGGCUGGACCCCAACCCUGAGUACUGGGAAGGCAAGCGGGGAGCCUGCGUGGGCAUCUUCCAGAUGAUCUUGGCCGGGAGAGAGCCCAAAGAGACCCUGCGCGAGGUCCUGCAUCUGCUGAGGAGCACGGGCCACACCCAGGUGGAGUACAUCAUCCGCAUCAUGAAGAAGUGGGCCAAAGAGAACCGCGUGCCCGUCUAGGGAGGCCCGGCCCGCCGGGCUCUCCCCGAGACCAGUGCGACUCAGGGCUCCGACUUCUUGUCCUUCCGCUUCCCUGUUCUUCAAGCCUCGAGAUCAGUGACUGUUGCCGAGACUCAGGGCCGUGGUCUGUGCGUGGUCCGGGUGGGAUCCAAGCAGCAGCAAGGCCUCGGCCCCGCCUGGUGCUGUCUCCCAGAGACACCCUCGAGAGCUCCCAGCCCGCCCGCCGACUCUGAGACUCUGAGAGGCGCGUGCUUCUCUCCCGCCUCGGCGUCCAGAGGGUCGUCGUCUCGUCGCUCUAGCCAUCGCCUCCUGUGCUCAAGAGUCACCGUCAUCCCCUCCCCUCACUGUUGGCCGCCCCAGGAGAGGCCACGGAGAGGCGUGUGACGCGCCUGCGAGCCUCAGAGGGCAGAGGGGACAGACACUUUUUGAUGGGGGGACGGGAGCAUCCUGUCAUCAAACGGAGGAGGCCACGGGCUUCCAGGGCUGCUCUUGCAGUGGCUGGAUUCCUGACGCGACGGGCCCGGGCAGUGGCACGAGCACUGCGGCUGGAGCAGUCUGGGGGGCACUUCGUGGUCUCAGGAAGCAAGAGAUAAAUCUCCUUAGUCCUCUCUCCGGGAUAUUUGAGUCAAAGUAGGCAUCGGUCCUGACAGGGAGUGACAAAGAAGACACGGGGCCCACGGCCCUGUGCUGUGGUCAGGACCGCGCGGCCUGGCCCGAGGGGCCUCCUGUGUUCCUGAGCUCUGGCAACACACAGCUGAGCACACAGCAGAUUUUCCGAACAGAGACCCACCCACGUGCCACGGCACCCUGUCCUCCAGGGCGACUCCCUGGAGUAGCUGGAGGGGCCGGCCUGCCUGUGCAGAGAGCACAGGGUGGCUGAGAACUGGCAGCCGGGAUUCCUUGAAGCUCUGCAGAGCUCCGAGUAACCCCGAGUCAGCCGCCUCACCCGCACCCCAGCUUCCUGCUGCGCGGAAAAGACCGGGUAGAAGGGCCUCGCCGGCGGGCACUCAGCGCCGGGAGAGUGGGCACGGCCUCCUCGGCCUCCUGGUCUCCAGCCGCCGGGGAGGAAGGCCGCGGUUUCUGUCUCUUGGCUGGGACCACGCCGGUCAACUCAAAGAUGUGGGAAAUAAUCAGGUUUUAGAGAACAACAUUUUUUAUUAUGCCAAAGCUUCCGUUUCCUUUCCCAGUCGGCUCUCGGCAUCUACUCUUCGGUGGACCACGUCUGCUGUGAAUGAUCUUUCGGUGACUCCUUACCUCACUUAAAUUCCCAAAAAUAUACAGUUGGGAAGAGACACGUCAGGCUCCUCUGUGACUCUUGGCAGUGAAAUUUCUCUGCCAGUUCCUUGCUGUUCUUUUUGAACUUCAUAACCUGCAAAGGCCUUUUUUCCAUGGAUGGUGACUUCACUGUCUUUGAAUUUGACACUAGCGUCUUCCUACUGUUUUCCUGUCUGUAGGAAGAAAUAAGAUAUUCCAAAAGUAGCAAUCCCCAGAAUGUUAGAGUGGUAAAAUAUAUAUUAUAUAUACAUAUAUAUGUAUAUAGUUCAGAAUUGAGCCACAAAGCUUAACAAACCCGUUUCGGAGAAACGCCAGCCCAUUCUGUUCGAGAGAACUGCUUCCCACACCAGCCAGCCCUGCCCAGCCCGAAACACUCCGGAGUGGACACCUGGCUGUCUGGGCACUGGCAAGUCUGGCAACGGGGAAAAGACUUUACACUUAUUUUUGUAUUUGAGAAAGAAAGGUUGUGCUGCAUUGUGAUAUAUUGGCAUUUAAAGUUCCUUGUUCUGACA